AUGCGUGCGUACGGGAUCAUUGUCACCUUCGCGGCAUUCGCUCGCAGCGCAGAUGCUGCUAGUUUCCUCAGAGUACGAGGUGACACACCACAGUAUUUCACCGACCCGUCUACAUCGAAGUUCUGUACAUGGUACCAUGAUAACGCCGAUGACUCUGUUGCGUGCGCGGAUGUUCCUGCACUCUAUGGCAUUUCCAAGGAGGACUUUCUGCGAUGGAAUCCUACAAUCGGCAGUAACUGCGCGGGCUACAACUCAUUCCAAUCCUAUUGCGUAGAAGCCUUCAACGAGCCCACGGGAUCCCCCACACCAACACCAACGUCAACACCAUCUUCAUCCCCAACAUCAUCUGCAGGAAACGGCAUUACAACACCCCAGCCCACCCAACCAGGCAUGGUCAGCAACUGCAACAAAUUCCACUUCGUAAAACCAGACCAAGGCUGCAGCGAAAUCACCGCACUGAAUGGAAUCACCUUCGCCCAGCUACUCGCCUGGAACACCGGCAUCGGAUCCAACUGCGAAGCUUUAUGGGCAAACACAAACGUGUGCGUUGGUAUCAUUGGCUCAACCCCAACACCCACUUCCACGCCUUCGAAAACUACUUCUCCCCCGACUACACCGACGCCGACGAAUGGGGUCACGACACCGCUUCCCACACAGCCGGGCAUGGUCUCUGAUUGCGACCGCUUCUACUUUGUCAACAGUGGAGAUAUAUGUGAGAAAAUAGCGACCUCAAAUGGCAUCAGCGUUUCCGACUUUGUGAAGUGGAAUCCAGGCGUGGGAAGUGACUGUUCGAAGAUGUGGGCUAACGCGUAUGUUUGCGUGCGUGUUAUUGGGUUUAGACCACCUACCACAACUACCACUAGACCUUCGACGACAACAACGGGGAAUGGGAUCUCUACGCCCACGCCUACACAAGUCGGGAUGGUGAGCAAUUGUAAUAAGUAA
Periconia digitata is the source of this 945-nucleotide messenger RNA. The record is from the annotation of a GenBank genome assembly. Lineage: Eukaryota; Fungi; Ascomycota; Dothideomycetes; Pleosporales; Periconiaceae.